Paraglomus brasilianum is the source of this 261-nucleotide messenger RNA. NCBI's taxonomy places the organism in Eukaryota, Fungi, Glomeromycota, Glomeromycetes, Paraglomerales, Paraglomeraceae. The record is from the annotation of a GenBank genome assembly.
AUGGAGGCUAAAUUGCGCGAGGCUACGAAUAACGAACCUUGGGGUCUUAAUGUUGGAGAUUGCCCUGGCAACUUACAACUAGCAAGUUCCAGUUGCUUGUCGUUGACUUGUGGUAGACGAGAGCAAUGGUGUCGAAACGCACUGGAUCAGAUCGUGUUGUUGAUGACGUUCGCGCUCAUAUGGGAUUAUGCAUACAUCGAUGAAAAAGGCAAAGAUCAAGAAAUUAAUGGUAUCUGUGGGCCAGUGUACACCCCGACUUAA